Messenger RNA from Cydia splendana, 1164 nucleotides. Its product is annotated as lipase 1-like. Gene Ontology annotation, molecular function: hydrolase activity, acting on ester bonds. The transcript has a single exon. The record is from RefSeq and is a predicted model, not a curated record. Lineage: Eukaryota; Metazoa; Arthropoda; Insecta; Lepidoptera; Tortricidae. Bases 1 to 1164 code for a protein of 387 amino acids.
AUGUUAUCAUACUGUACAUCAGAGUCCGAUAUUAAGUUACUUUUGUCAGAGAUAACAGAUCUCACACUCUCUGAAGACGGAAAACUUAACUUUAUACAACUAGUGACUAAAUAUGGACAUACUGCCGAAGAAUACGAAGUUACCACUGAAGACGGAUACCUCCUCAAGGUAUUUCAUAUCCCUGGUAAUAGAUCUUCAAUACUAUUGACCCAUGGACUCGCAACUGAUGCAGAUCCUUACGUCAUCAGAGGUCAUGGCUCAUUAGGCAUUGCUCUUGCAGAUAAAGGAUACAAUGUGUGGCUCCUCAACAACAGAGGUACGAAGUUCAGCAGACGUCACACUGAACUGGACCCUGACAAGGACAAGAAGUUCUGGGAUUUCUCUUUCCACGAGAUGGGCUACUACGACCUCGCCGCUACAAUAGAUUUUGUUCUCAAUCAAACCGGUGAGAAGAAGAUUUUCGCUAUCGGGCAUUCUCAAGGAGCAUCACAAUUUUUCGCACUCACGUCACUGAGACCAGAAUACAAUGACAAGGUAAAAUUGUUUCUUGCAUUAGCACCUGGUGUAUACUUCUUUAAUAUGCCGCCUCUGUUCCGAGUAAUUGCUGAUGCUGGUCCUUUACUCUUAGAGCUUCUUAAAACGCUUGGAAUUGAGGAACUUUGUAGGGAUCGCGGUGCGCUACUCAACCUGAUUAAAACAAUUUGUACUAAAGGUAUUGUCAGCUACGAAGUGUGCGUCAAAGGUGUAAUUUUUCCUUUCUUCGGAUAUAACCCAGCAGGCUUCGAGUUAAGCUUCUUACGAACCUUAUUUGGUCACGCUCCCAGUGGGUUCUCAAGAAAAUGUUUAAAGCAUUUCGAUCAGCUUUAUUUGCGUAAGAAAUUUAGCCAGUUCGACUAUGGUGAUCAUGAAAAUCUGAGUAAAUACGGGCUUUCAAAUCCACCAGAUUAUGACUUGAGCAAAGUAACAGCAAAUGUAGCCCUGAUGGCUGGAAAGAAUGAUACACUUAUUCUAGUAAAUAAUCUGAAAUUAUUAAAAGAGAUGUUGCCGAAUGUGGUACAUUUUGAGGAAAUUGAAGAAACAAAUCACAUUGAUUUCGUUCUAAGUGGAGAAGCGUAUAAAUAUAUGUUUCGAUCUAUCUUUAGCCUUCUUCAGAAUUAUGGUUAG